This is a messenger RNA of Orbicella faveolata, 4425 nucleotides long. Its product is annotated as SCY1-like protein 2. Lineage: Eukaryota; Metazoa; Cnidaria; Anthozoa; Scleractinia; Merulinidae. Gene Ontology annotation, biological process: protein phosphorylation. The record is from RefSeq and is a predicted model, not a curated record. Gene Ontology annotation, molecular function: protein kinase activity; ATP binding.
GAUGGCGACUCAGUUGUCUUGGAUUUGUAGAAAUAUUUUUAUUCACAGAAGUUUCCAAACCAGCUUAACUCGAAGAGGAACGGGGUUUUCUUCCAGAAACUAUCACCAUUAAUCAUUGUCACACAUGAAAACGUUUCUAUUCUACAAAAUGCUUUAGACAAGAGCUUUCUUGAUUUUAUACGUGUCGCGUACGGACUUCAGUUUGUUAGAACCCGCCACGAAUUAUCAUGGAUCUUAACAAAGUCACUAGCUACUCAGCCGCAAUGUUUGAUCGGCUCAAAAGUGCGGCAAAGAACGCCACCGUCACAGCUGUUUCUGCGACUGUAAGUGCAGUCGGCGCUGUGGGUUCGUUGAUUGGGAACCCCUUGACUAAAGACUUUGACGUUGGCAAGCAUGUAGCAAGCUUUGGCCCCAAUUUAGCGUGGAAAAUAUACGAAGGAAAAAAGCGAACAACCGGUCAGGAAGUCUCCCUGGUUGUUUUUGAAAAGAAGCUUCUGGAUAAAGUAGACAAACGAGACAGAGAUAUUGUAAUGGAGACAAUGAAAAAAGGACCAGUGCAGCUUACAAGACUUAGACAUCCACGACUGUUGGUUGUUCAGCAUCCUUUGGAAGAAUCCAAGGAUUGCUUAGCCUUUGCCACCGAACCAAUAUUUGCAAGCCUGGCAAAUUUGCUGGGAAAACAUGACAACAUGCCAUCUCCUCCUCCUAAUGAUUUCAAGACCUUUGAACUUUAUGAUGUUGAAAGGGUCUAUGGAUUAUAUCAGCUUGUGGAAGGUUUAACUUUCCUUCACAAUGAUGCAAAGAUUCUUCAAGCAAGCCUUGCACCUGAAAUGAUAGUCAUCACAAAGAAUGGUCAGUGGAAAAUUGCUGGGCUCUUCUUCAGUUCCACACCAGUUGUCAUUGAUGGACAGUCCGCUUAUAAUGCCGGGCAGUGGGAACCCCGCCUCUGGCCAUGGGCGCAGCCUGAUCUCAAUUAUGCUGCCCCAGAAUAUAUCUUGUCCAGGUCAUGUGACUUGUCAAGCGACAUGUUUUCCUUUGGAGUUCUCAUCUAUUCCAUCUACAACAAAGGAAGGCCACCCUUUGACUGUGACAACAACAUGACUACAUUCAAAAGAAAUGUAGAACAGAUGUCAAGGAACAGUUCAACACCGCUCGGUUCUGUUCCAAAAGAAGUUCAAGAGCAUGUCAGAAAUUUACUCAGCAUCACCACCACGCUUAGACCAGACGUUCACAUGAUGUCCAAGAUAUCUUUCUUUGAGAAUGUGGCAGCCAUGACAUUACAAUACCUGGACUCAUUAGUACAGCGAGACGAUAUGGCCAAGUCACAGUUCUUUAGGGGUCUUUACAAAGUCAUGUCAAAACUACCAAAGCGUGUCGUUAUCCAAAGAGUGUUGCCACAGUUGUGUUUGGAAUUCAGUAAUCAUCAGAUGAUACCGUUUGUCCUGCCUAAUGUGCUUCUGAUUGCCGAAGACUGCACUGUGCAAGAGUUUUGUGAUCUCAUUCUUCCAGAAUUAAAGCCUGUUUUCAAGAUACAAGACCCAAUUCAGGUGGUGAUCAUCUUCCUUCAGAAGAUGGAUAUACUACUGGCUAAAACACCAAAGGAUGAUGUAAGGGAUCAUGUGCUGCCCAUGGUCUGUAAGGCACUGGAGGCUGCUGAUGUACAGCUACAGGAAAUGGUAUUAAGCAUCAUUCCGUCAUUUUCAAACAUGAUUGACUACUCAGCCAUGAAAAACUCCAUCAUUCCGCGCAUCAAGAACCUCUGUCUUCAGACGACAUCUUUGAGUAUUCGAGUGAACGCGCUGGUGUGUCUAGGGAAGAUGUUGGAACAUCUUGAUAAAUAUGCAGUAUUGGAUGACAUCAUCCCACUCAUGAAUCAGAUUCCUUCCAGAGAGCCGCCCACACUAAUGGCAAUCCUAGGUAUUUUUAAGCAAACGAUGAUUCACAAGAAGCUUGGUAUGGACAAGGAUUAUUUGGCGACAAAAGCGAUUCCGUUUCUGUUUCCCUUGGCAGUGGAACCGGGACUUAACCUUUCUCAGUUUGGUCAGUACAUGAAACUAAUCAACGACAUGGUGAAACGUGUGGAAACUGAACAUCGCACAAAGCUAGAGCAACUCGGCAAGAUGCAAGAACAGACCAAAUCCUCUUUAAAAUUUGUCCAAGAGGUGCAAGAAGCCAAAGCUAUGGACGAUCUGAUGAAUAAGAUAGACAAACUCAUGGGCGGGAGUCCUGGAACCGAGCACACGGGCACAGAGACAGGUAGCAGUGGUAGUUCGUCAUCUUCAUCAAUUUCUGCCGGGGCGACAAAAUCCGCGGAGUUCAACAGAACGUUUGGAUUACCGGAGAAUCCUGCGCCUUCAAAAGGCGCUUCUCUUAACGGAGAUUUGUUGGGUGUCGACGAAUUUUCAAUGCUGCAGCCUUCGAAACAGAAACAGGAUGGCCAAACAAACCGAACAACGCAACAAAAGUCCACACCUACGAAAAAGCCUAUGGUAUCAGGAUCCUCAUUUUCUGCGCCCUCUCGGCCCCCUCAAUCUUUGGUCACCUCUUCCAUCUCGCAUCCUGGCACCUCCAGUUUUGGUUCUUCGAUGGGCUUGUCUACAUCUUCUUACGGAAUGGCGGGGGUAAAUUCGGGCAAUACCGGAAUGGGUUCUGGAAUGACUGGGUAUACAGGCAUGUCCAGCAUGAACACUGGCAUGACAGGAUUAUCAACUUCCGGUAUGAACUCUGGCAUGGCGGGAUUAUCAACUUCCGGUAUGAACUCUGGCAUGGCGGGAUUAUCAACUUCCGGUAUGAACUCUGGUAUGACUGGACUGUCAAGUAAAACCCUGACAAUGUCGGGAUCAUUCGGGAUGAAUCCCGUGGGUUCUUCACCGCGGUAUCCCUCUGCGGGAUUGUCUGCGGGAAAUCAAACUAAAAGCGGGAGUGGAUCCACCGCACUGGACUCGCUAUUCGCGCCCGAGUUAGGACAUUUACAGAACAAGAAUAAACCUUCUAUGAAUGCUUUGCAGUCACAGCAAGCGGGAAUGCAGGCUGGAAUGAAUCCAGGAAUGAAUCCAGGUUUUGGAGGAGCAAGGCCCAUGGCUCCGCAGCAAUAUGGCGGAGGCAUGAUGACGUCUUCAUCCGGGAUGUUUCCAAUGCAACAACAGCCGUUGAUUGGUGGAAUGAGCAGCCAGCAAUAUCAGUACCAGGCUCCGAGGAAUCAAACACCCAUGAACAAUAGAAAUGACUUGCAAGAUCUGUUUGGUUAACAACUGAAGUCACUUUUGUCAUAAAGGGAAAAACAGGUCACGGGUAAAAAAGAGUAAAUGAAAUUCGUCGAGUUAGAAAAGCUCGGUAAAUAUAUUUGGUCUUUUCUUAUUUGCGUUCCUUAUUGAAAUUCGGGACGUAGAGCUUAUCGACGAGGUAAAUGAGUUUUUACUGGCCAAGCCAGAUUAGAACUAUUUCACUCGCAGUGUGAAACCUAUACAUGUAUAAUGAGGAUGAAAGCUUAGUAUUUGAAUGAGUAAUGAGCACGAUAGAGGCCAAGAAAUACGGGCAACGAGGGCAGAACUUCACUUCGCGCAAUAUGUUGCCGCAACUGGCAAGGUUUCACAUAGGGCUAGAAUUUGAAACUUUUUGCGCUCUUUAAAGUGAGAUGGAUGGUAAAAAAAGACCUGUGUGUGCGACAAAUUUGCGGUUUAUCUCACUGUGAGAACGUUAAUCGAGAAUUUUACAAAUUUUACUAGUUGGGAAGUGAAUUGUUAAGGGAACUUAUUUAUUCUUGUCGUUUUGCUUUCUUAAUGCAACCGGUCAGAAUAGAGAAUAAAUUAUAAGGAUAGAGAAUAUACAAAAGUACUAUUUAAACUGAAAGACUGUUUGCUAUUAUGAGUUUGGUGUUCGUGUAGUUGUAAUUUAUCUUGUACCUAUACCCCACUUUGCAAAUGAAGGCGAGUGAUCUGGGUACAAGAGUCCCCUUAUCUCGUCCUGGGGAGCUUUUCUCCGUUCAAGCCGUCGUUCAAAUAUUAAAAAGAGGAAAAGCGCACCGGGGACUGGGUUGAAGAUUCCAGGUAUCGUUUAGGUGCUUCUAGACUCUUGAGUACAGGAUUGGUAAGCUGACAUUAUACCUUGCCAUGGACUGCUGAUCAACCUUUAAUUUCUCGUCAGAAGAUCAAUGCAUUGUCUACAGACGGAUAAUGAGAAUAAAGGAAUGAUCAUUCAGCACUGGAAGGAAUGUCUUACAAUUCAUUCUCACCCAGUCUUCUUCACCAGAUGUCUAUACUGUGGAGCCUAGUCCUCAUGGGUUCUAGGUUCAGAGAGGUCUGGACUCUAUUAGCCUUGCACGGUCAUAGAAACUAAGGUGUAGGCUGUAUGGCAUGAAACUAAUUCAUUAUGCGAUUAAUGUGCAAAUGAUCUUUUAUUUUAUCUUUUUACAGUACAUUUAAAAUG